AUGGAAAUACUUUCAAGGUAUCAGUCAAUUUGGGAUAUUGAGAUGAACAUGGUUCCGUUCUAUCUUGCUGGGGUGAUGCACGAGUCUGAAAACCAGCCUCCUGGUAUGAACAAGUUCAAGGCAAAGUACAUGUACAAAGAUUUGGUGCGUAAUGGCAAGCUUUACAAUGUCCCACUUACAGCAAUCCCGAGUAAAUUUCCAGACAACUCUUUGAAAGCUCAGCGAAUUUUGACUGCCGUUAAGCUAUAUGAGCCAAGUAAACUGAUUUCAGCCAGUAGAGCAAUUUGGCAGUGUUAUUGGCGUGAUGGAAUGAAUCUGAGUGAUGAGGAUAAUCUCGUCAAAUAUCUCACCCCAGUGCUUGGUUCUACAACUCCCUUGUUUGUAUCAAAGCAUGCAUCCGACUUGCAUGUAAAAAAGUUGUUGACAGAUAACACGCAGGCUGCUACUCAUGAAGGUGCAUUUGGCGCUCCUUGGAUUAUUGUCGAACAUCAAAACAAUGGAGUGUCAACUCGAGACUCAUUUUUUGGAAGCGAUCGAAUUGAACAGAUUGCAUUGCUAUUAAAAAAACCAUACUACGGUCCUCAACCCACAGAUAAUCUCAGUGGAACAUCCAAGCUCUAA
Messenger RNA from Batrachochytrium dendrobatidis JAM81, 621 nucleotides. RefSeq lists its product as uncharacterized. Gene Ontology annotation, molecular function: glutathione peroxidase activity; glutathione transferase activity. NCBI's taxonomy places the organism in Eukaryota, Fungi, Chytridiomycota, Chytridiomycetes, Rhizophydiales. Gene Ontology annotation, cellular component: peroxisome; mitochondrion. The transcript has 2 exons. The record is from RefSeq and is a predicted model, not a curated record. Gene Ontology annotation, biological process: glutathione metabolic process. The coding region runs from base 1 to 621 and encodes 206 amino acids.